Xenia sp. Carnegie-2017 is the source of this 2607-nucleotide messenger RNA. Its product is annotated as H/ACA ribonucleoprotein complex non-core subunit NAF1-like. Lineage: Eukaryota; Metazoa; Cnidaria; Anthozoa; Malacalcyonacea; Xeniidae. Gene Ontology annotation, biological process: ribosome biogenesis; box H/ACA snoRNP assembly; pseudouridine synthesis. The record is from RefSeq and is a predicted model, not a curated record. Gene Ontology annotation, molecular function: RNA binding. Gene Ontology annotation, cellular component: sno(s)RNA-containing ribonucleoprotein complex.
AUAUCACCCAAGCAGCUACUAAAGUAGUAAAUAGCAUUUAAUGAUCUUCGUGACUUUCAUAUCAAGUUAAAUUUCAAACUUUUACCUCUUAAAACGUUUUUCAGCCUUUUCUAGGAGAAUUUUUUUGUGAAAUCUAGUUAAGUGAAAUGACUCGCCCCAGUUUCCGUUGACAACAUGGUUCAUAACUUAUGCAGAUAACUUCUACAAACCUAAACACGUGGAAGACAAAAACUGGAAAUAAAUGUAUCAGUAUUAUACAGAGUAACCUUUACUGUAACAUAAAGAGAACACAAUGGAAUUGAAGGACAACCAUACCCUUGAGAAGAAUAAUAGCAAAGAUGACAAAACAUUGCCAGAAGAAAAAAAUGGUGACAAAUUUGAUUAUUUUCCUAUCGAUAACAAGGAUCCGGUGUCACCAAUAGUAAAUAAACUUGUGACAGACUCUUCAUCAGACUUAAGCAACCCAGUUUCCAACAACAUGGUCAAAGACGACAUGAAAAGUUUGGGAAUAUCUAUGAGUAACAAAGAACCUCUCGAUGUAGUUGUCAAGACCCUAAAUCAUGAACCCAAUUCCAGCGACGAUAGUGCUUCAUCAAGCUACGAUAGUGCUUUAUCAAGCUAUGACAGUGCUUCAUCAAGCAACGAGUCCACUUCUGAUGAGUCUGACAUCGAAAGUGAAGAUAUGAAAGAAAAUAAAGCUAUUAAUGUGAAAGAAAAUGAUAAAGUAGAAAAACUGCCCAAAAUAAAAGAUAAACUCACUCUAGGGGAUCUUCCGAAUGUUGAGCCUUUAGAUAUUUUUGUUGAUAAAACAGUGAAACUAGCACCAUUGGGUACUGUUAAAAGUGUUCUAAAUGAUGAUGCAAUUGUUAUCAUUAAAUCACUUGAAAAUGUUCCUGCAAUUGAUGCUGAUAGCAUUCUCUUUAUGGAAAACCGAUCUGGUUUUGGCAGAGUGUUUGAAAUAUUUGCGGUUCGAUGCCCACAUUAUUGUGUGCGUUUCAACAAUAUUGAGGAAAUCAAAUCUACCAGUGUUGAAAUUGAACAAACUCUCUAUUACGCUCCUGAUUCAAAAGAUAUAACACAUUUUGUAUUUCUUUCACAGUUGAGAAAUAUGAAAGGAUCUGAUGCAUCUUGGGUAGACGAUCAAGAACCACCAUCUGAAUUUAUUGAAUUCUCUGAUGAUGAAAUAGAAUCUAUGGCCAAAAGAAAUAAAAAGAACAAAACGAAAAUAUGGAAUCAGGCUGAUUUAACUGAUGAAGGACAUACAAGGCUGGAAACUGGGGAGCAAAGAUAUCCUGAAAAACUACACAUGAUGCAAAACACCCCAAAAGAUACUGUAUGUAAUGCCAAAUUACCACCUCCAUUGCCACAGUCAAAUCAACACCACUUUCAAUCAUGUGAGCCUAAGAUAUCACCACCACCUCCAUUGCCACAGUCAAAUCAACACCACUUUCAAUCAUGUGAGCCUAAGAUAUUACCACCACCUCCAUUGCCACAGUCAAAUCAACACCACUUUCAAUCAUGUGAGCCUAAGAUAUCACCACCACCUCCAUUGCCACAGCCAAAUCAACACCACUUUCAAUCAUGUGAUCCUAAGAUAUCACCACCACCUCCAUUGCCACAGUCAAAUCAACACCACUUUCAAUCAUGUGAGCCUAAGAUAUUACCACCACCUCCAUUGUCACAGUCAAAUCAAUGCCACUUUCAAUCAUGUGAGCCUAAGAUAUUACCACCACCUCCAUUGCCACAGUCAAAUCAACACCACUUUCAAUCAUGUGAGCCUAAGAUAUUACCACCACCUCCAUUGCCACUGUCAAAUCAACACCACUUUCAUCCAUGGGAAUCAGAAACAAGAUCUUCACCUCACCAUAUGCUGUAUCCCAAACAACUACCCAGGACAUCUCAAUCACAUAUGGUUAUGAGUGAACAACAACAAAACAUAAAAAAGGAAAUACGGCUAAACCCACCUCAAGUGAAUGAAAUGGCACCAACUCUCAGGGUGCCAUGCUAUAGACGUCCUGGGUCAUCUAUGGAUACAAGAUUUUCAACCAAAUCGACCAAUUUCAUGAUGCAAUAUCGUACCCAUCACGUUGUGGGCCAACCUGAAAAUAAAAAACAUGGAUGGAAUGAGCAUCACUCACAAUCUGAAAAUCCAAUAGAUCAACAAACAUUUGGCACAAACUUUUUAAGCAUGCAACCAAAUUCCUGGUUUCGAGGAGUUUACCCUUCAGAUAAUAGAUCACCAAUGAACCAACAGUGCCAUUCAAACAAUCAAUGGAGAAUGCCACCAUCUCAUCAACAGAGAAUGACAUCAUCUCAUCAACAGCGAAUGCCAUCAUCUCAUCAACAGAGAAUGACACUAUUUCACCAACAAAGAAUGGCAUCACCUCCACAAAAGACCUCCCCAAAGUGUUAUGGAAUAUUUGGAUAUGUUAUAACAUGCAAUUUGUGAAAAUUACAAUUGCAUUAUUAAAAAUUGUUUAAAAAUUAUCCAAACGAUUUGUCAUAUAAAAUAUAAAAUCAAACUAAAGUUAGUAUUCAAAACACACAAAAAUUAAAAUGAUAUACAGUAGCUAUUUUUUGAAACAAUAAAUGUUGUGUUAUGCCUAA